AUGCCUCCCAAGAACGCAUCUGUAGGCUGCUUCACUGGAUUGCUUAGCGGGCUCCGACUGUCGAAGACUGGAGCACGCGCCGCCCAAACCUCUGGAAGUUCCGUCGCAGCCCAUGGCACAUGUAAAACGAACUCGAAUGCCAUGGCCAUUGGUUCCGUGUACAGGCCUGAAGUCAUGGAAACCAUCGAAAAGACUCUGGACAUGCUUGAUCCGGAGCUGCGCAAGCUGAGCCUCCAGAUCCAUGAUCACCCUGAGAUAAUGUUCGAAGAGAAAUAUGCCCAUGAUACACUUACGGAGUUCAUGGCUUCGCAUGGGUUUGAAGUAACGAAGCAUUAUCUGGACAUGGACACAGCGUGGCGCGCUGAGUUCUCGCACAAAGAGGGUGGUCGCGUCCUCGGUGUUAAUAGCGAAAUGGACGCGCUGCCAAAGAUCGGACAUGCAUGUGGCCAUAACCUAAUAGCUAUUAGUGGGGUCGGUGUCGCACUCGCUGUCAAGGCUGCACUACAGAAGCAUGAUGUUCCUGGAAAGGUCGUGCUCCUGGGCACGCCGGCCGAAGAAGGAGGCGGAGGCAAGCUAGUGCUGCUUGAUCGCGGUGGCUACAAAGAGAUGGAUGCUUGUGUCAUGUGUCAUCCCGGCCCGGGCCCUGCUCACUCCGUCGGACUAGGCCCGUCCUUAGCAAUGCAAGCGUUAGAGAUAGAGUUCUUCGGACACACAUCUCAUGCCGCCGCAGCGCCCUGGGAAGGCACGAACUCCCUGGACGCCGCCUUUUUAGCCUAUUCAAGCGUAGCGGUCUUGCGGCAGCAAAUCAAACCUACACACCGGGUUCAUGGCGUGGUGAGGGGAAAAGACCUUCCUGCCAACGUCAUCCCCGAUUAUGUUCAGAUGCUGUGGUACGUUCGCGCGCUGACUGCAGCCGAGCUCGACGAGUUGCGCGAGCGCGUCAUAAACUGCUUCCGAGGAGCAGCCCUCUCCAGCGGAUGCAAAAUCAAGAUCAAUGAACAUCCCGCUAACUUGGACUUGCGCCAGAACACUGCACUGGCUCAUGAUUUCGCCAACACAAUCAAGCAACGUUACGAGAUGAACACGACAUUUUCCGAAGGCGCGGUCGGUGGCUCGACGGACUUCGGGAAUGUUACUUACGGCAUGUCUUCGUCUAUACCCACUGUUCCCAAUGGUGGGAACCACACACCGGAAUUCACUGACGCCGCGAGAACAAAAGCCGCUCACAAGGAAACCAUGGAUGUUACGAAGGGCCUCGCUCUGACAGGGUUCCGGAUGUUGGAUGAUAACGAUUUCUUCUAUUCGGUAAAGAAAGCAUUCGAUGACGAAAGGAAGUUAUGA
Punctularia strigosozonata HHB-11173 SS5 is the source of this 1341-nucleotide messenger RNA. RefSeq lists its product as uncharacterized. Lineage: Eukaryota; Fungi; Basidiomycota; Agaricomycetes; Corticiales; Punctulariaceae. Gene Ontology annotation, molecular function: dipeptidase activity. The coding region runs from base 1 to 1341 and encodes 446 amino acids. The transcript is spliced from 17 exons. The record is from RefSeq and is a predicted model, not a curated record.